AUGAACAAAGAAUAUAAUACAGUUCGGACAACGUCUAAUGAACAAUCAUUUCUUCCCAUUAAUCCAUUUGCUGAACCAACAACAACAAUGUCAUCAACAACAAAUCCCAAUCAUCCUCAUAUUGGAGAUGAUGACAUGAUUGACAUUGAUUUUCGAAAUACAACUAAUGAAAAAUUAAAUAGUGGUGUAAUGAAUGUUGAUUUAGUUAAUACACGUUAUGAUGAUUUUCAAACAAUUGAUUGGCUUAAAGAUUUAAUGCGUGAUCGUUUCCGUCAUCGUUUACUACGUGCUAAAACACGUCAAUCAUUUUUAAAUAAAAUUUUAAUGUAUCAUGAUGCAUGGUCUGGUUGGUUAUGUGUAUUACUUGUUGGUUUAAGUGCCGGUGUUAUUGCUGGUGUUAUUGAUAUUGGAACUAACUGGAUAUCACAUUUAAAACAUGGAAUAUGUCUUAAUGCAUUUUGGCUGAAUAGAGAACAAUGUUGUUGGGCCUCGAGAAAUCUUCAGUAUACAAAUGUAAAUACAGAAGAAUGUACUGAGUGGUUUACCUGGCCACAAGUAUUUGGUACAUACAAAACAGGAGCUGGUCAAUUUUUAUUAUCUUACAUAAUGUAUAUAUUUUGGUCGACGAUAUUUGCGUCGUUUGCCGUUCUUUUAGUUAAAGUAUUUGCACCAUAUGCGUGUGGUAGCGGUAUUCCAGAAAUUAAGACGAUUUUAGGUGGUUUUAUUAUACGAGGAUAUUUGGGUAAAUGGACUUUACUGAUAAAAAGUAUUGGCAUGAUGUGUGCGACUAGUGCUGGCCUUAUAUUGGGUAAAGAAGGUCCAUUUGUUCAUAUUGCUUGUUGUUGUGGCAAUAUAUUUUCAUAUCUUUUUCCAAAAUAUGGACGAAAUGAAGCAAAAAAACGAGAAAUUCUAUCUGCAGCUGCCGCGGCUGGUGUUUCAGUUGCAUUUGGUGCACCAAUUGGUGGUGUUUUAUUUAGUUUAGAAGAAAUCUCGUAUUAUUUUCCAUAUAAAACGCUAUGGCGAUCAUUUUUCUGUGCUAUGGUUGGUGCACUUGUUGUUCGUUCGAUAAAUCCAUAUGGAAAUGGACAUGAUAUACAAUUUAGUAUUGAUUAUUCUGUACCAUGGGCAUCUUUUGAAAUGAUACCAUUUAUUUUAUUAGGCAUUCUCGGGGGUUUAUGGGGAGCAUUUUUUAUAAAAACAAAUAUAUGGUGGUGUCGUUUUCGAAAAAAUUCACGACUUGGACAAUAUACAAUACUUGAAGUUGUUGGUCUAGCAUUAAUUACUGCUUCUAUUAUUUAUCUAAAUCCUUAUACACGUAUGUCAAUGUCAGAAUUAAUCAAACGUUUAGUUAGUCAAUGUCGUGUUGAAGAUAUGAUUGAUCUAUGUGAUUAUCCUAAUUCUCAAUUUGUUACUGGUAAAUCAAAAGGAUCAGUAGGUUUAGCUGGUCCAGGUGUACAUCGUGCUAUAUGGCAAUUAUUUUUUGCGCUUAUUGUUCAAGUUGCACUUGUAACAUUUACAAUAGGUGUUAAAGUUCCAUCAGGUUUAAUCAUUCCAUCAAUGUCAAUUGGAGCUAUAACUGGACGUAUUAUUGGUAUUAUUACAGAACAAUUAGCUAUACAAAAUCCCUCAUUUAUUCUUUUUCGACAUGAUUGUAGUAAAGAGGAAAAUUGUGUGACACCAGCCUUAUAUGCAAUUGUGGGUGCAUGUGCAUUUUUAGGUGGUGUUAGUAAAAUGACAAUAUCACUUGUUGUUAUUAUGUUUGAAUUAACAGGUGGUUUAACUUAUAUUGUACCGUUAAUGGCAGCUGCUAUGACAGCAAAAUGGAUUGGUGAUGGUUUUGUACGUGGUGGAAUUUAUGAUGCACAUAUUGAAUUAAAUGGGUAUCCUUUUCUGGAUAAUAAAGAAGAAUUUAAUCUUACAACAACUGCUGAAGAAGUUAUGCGUCCUCGACCGGAACAACGUUCAGCAUUAGCUUUUUUAACACAAAGUACUAUGACAUUUGCGGAUGUAGAAAAUCUAUUAAAAGAAACAACGCAUACAUUAUAUCCCGUUGUUGUUACACGUGAACAACCAUAUGUUGUUGGUCAAGUACUUAGGCGUGAUCUACAAAUUGUUCUUAAAUCACAAAAAAUGCAUCGUUAUCGUCUUUCGUCUACUGUAAUUCAAUUUACAACAACAUCAGAAGCAACACUAAAUCCCGACUAUGAAUCUGAUAAUCAACCUGAGCAACAAUUAACUGCAAAUUCGGAAGUUAUUCGUGUUGGUAAUUUACUUGAUCAGGCACCAAUUAUUGUUACUGAUCAAACUCCCAUGGAAACAGUAAUUGAUUUAUUUCGUAAAUUAGGUCUACGACAAGCUUUUGUAACACGUAAUGGUCGUUUACGAGGAAUUAUAACUAAAAAAGAUAUUCUCCGUCAUAUACAACAAAUGUCUUCACAUAAUUCUGAAGCAACAUAUUUUGACAAUUAA
This is a messenger RNA of Adineta steineri, 2469 nucleotides long. NCBI's taxonomy places the organism in Eukaryota, Metazoa, Rotifera, Eurotatoria, Adinetida, Adinetidae. The record is from the annotation of a GenBank genome assembly.